AUGACGGACGAGGCGGCCGCUGUGGAGGCCGGCGGGAAAGCGCCUGCGAUGGAGGGGAGGGAGGAGGGAGAGCUGGAGGAGGGGGAGAUCGAGUUGUCAGACCCACCUCCGGGGAUAGCCGUGGGCCAGGCACAGUUGCAUCCUCUGGAGCAUUCAUGGACGUUCUGGUUCGACAAUCCAGCCGCUAAGGCCAAGCAGGCCACCUGGGGCAGCUCUCUUCGCCCCAUCCACACCUUCUCAACUGUCGAGGACUUUUGGGGGUACGCACUCGCUUGAAAACCUCUAAAAUGUGUGCAAAUACGUAAGCGCGCGGAAAAACUUCUUCACCUUCUUCUCCUCCUCCUACUACUCGUAGUCGAUUCAAGAGCGUUCAUGCAUGCGUUAUUAUGUGUGUGUGUGUUUUUUGAUCGUUUUGGACGAGGUAACGAGACCACACACGCUGCUUUUCGGUCAUUCUAAUGUAAGGCGCCGGUGUUAGGGUUUUUACAUAUUUCCGGGUUUUUUUAAAUCUGAGGAAUAUAAAAACAUGUGGGAGAGGCUUGACUGAUAUUUUAAGGAGAGAGCCAUCGGAUAAUCUUUCACAUGGGCGUGUAAUUGCAGGGGUCCUAAAGACGAUGAAAUUGUUUUCUUAAGUUAUGAUCUGAUAUAGCUUGUGCACUGAGGGAUAAUACUCAUGACAUGCAUUUGGCUGCCCUUUUCUCUAGGUGCAUUCUUAUAUAGAGGGGAAUAACAUGGUAAAUAAGAAGAGCGAGUUAAAACCAAAAGUAGAUAGCAUUUCAUACAGUAUAGCAGAAUAAGAAGCUGAUAGGGGGAAUCUAUGACGUCAAAAGAAUGUUGUUGGACAUAUGAUAUGAUAAAUCGAUAUAGGAGCUGCCAAUAAUAUUUUUUGGAGUAAAAGGGUGUAUGGAGUUCAAUCGUGAUAUGCUGGGUUUGGCAUCCUCCCAGUUUAUACUUUUAUACGAUUAUUGAAUUAAUGUGACCAUUGUAUGCCAAACUCUAGUUUCAUUUUGACAUCUCAAUCUGCAGAUAGUUUCUCUGAAGAUUCUUACCUUUGUUGUUAGAUUGACCGUAUUUUUUCAUGUUCAUGGAUUAUUUUAACCGCAUGUUUUAUUAGAGAGCAUUAGUCCCUUAGGUAUGAUGUUGAAUGAAGUUUUAUUUUGCUUCAAGGAGUAGCUAUCUCAUAAAUAUUUUCGCCCAUCGAUAGUAUACAUUGUCUUAAAUUUUUUAAUCACCUUUUUUUUAUGUAGCCUUUACAAUAACAUACACCAUCCAAGCAAGUUAAUCUCAGGAGCAGACUUUCAUUGCUUCAAGGAGAGGAUUGAGCCAAAAUGGGAGGAUCCAGUUUGUGCUGGUGGAGGAAGGUGGAUUAUAACUUCCCCCAGAGCUAAAGUUGAUACUUGGUGGUUAUACACGGUGUGACCCUACCUUCGCCUUGUUUUCUGUUUUAUGCUGAAAUACAUAGUAUUCAUUUAUCUUCUACCCGUGAAUAAUUUUCAUUCUCGAUCGUUUCCAGCUACUAGCAAUGAUUGGUGAGCAGUUUGAGUUUGGUCAUGAGCUUUGUGGAGCUGCCGUUAGUGUGCGACCCAAGCAUGUAAAAAUAGCUUUAUGGACAAAAAAUGCCACCAAUCGGGAAGCUCAGGUACACCCCCUUUUGUUUAUGUUUGUGCUACGCUGUUCUAGGCUUCCGUUUGAUUCAUAAAAUAUCUCUGUGCAUUUGUACCAAUGAAUAUAUUCGUGAAAUUUCAACACUUUUGUGUGUGGUAUAUAUUCUGUAUUUCAGGGGUUCAUGAUUGUGGGUCGGUAGCCUUCUAAAGGAACGAACAAAGGGGCUAAUCCCCCCAGCCGCUCCCCUCUCAAAAAAGGAGCAAGCAAAUAAAUAAAGUGAAACAAGUAAAAAGGGCAGAGAAACCCUAGUUUAAAGUCACCCGAUAUUUUGUUAGAGCAUUUUUUUACCGAACUAGCUACACUGGAUCAAAGCGGACUGAAACUGAUCGAGUUGAAAGGAACUGGUUUCAUUAAAAUAUUAAAGACAGCCUCAUAUGGUCUGCAUUGACUUGUGUCCGACUCGAUUUUUUCAGUUUUUAAAUUUGAACCCCAUUUUGUUAUGUUUUUCUCUCAUUCUGAUUCGAAGGACCUUAUUAAUGUGUUCUCAUUAGUUCUUAGAGCCUAGCAUAUGGUGACCAGUGCGAGGACUAUAUAUUGAUAAUAAGUUUUACUUAUUAUAACAAGGUUCAUAACAAGAAUACAUAUUUUAGAGAUUUACAAUGUAAGGCAUCUGCCCACUUUCUCCACUCGCUUGGUUAUCUCAGGCCAUUGUGUGUGAACCAGUGCAUUCAGAUAUCGAUAAUAGUAUGUGCAGAAAUAAUUGGCACAAUGUUACGGUGGGAAUGUAAAUAGACUAAAUAUUGUUAUUAUUGACUUCAUAGGGUUUUGAGACUUUUUUUCUAUUUUUAAUUGGGAACUAUGAGUAUAUUUUUUGGAAUAAUGAUUUUUUUUCCAUUUGAAAGUAACAAGUAUUUUUACACAUUGUUGUUAUUUUUUCACUGCUUCAAUUUGCUCGGUGCUUUUGAAACAUACAAAAAUAGAAGCCUGAUAGCUAUUUCAAUGUCUUUUCAAACAAAUCCGACGGACUGCUCUCCGUUCAUUCUUAUGGUUUUUUUCUAUGGAUCUCAACAGUGGUUACGAGAACUCCUGUCAUCCUCUUUCGGAUUCUGAAUUACAUAUGAACCAGCACAAAGGAAGAUGAUGAUUAAUCUGUUAGCAUAAUCUCAGGCUUUUGAAGCACUAAACCUCUCAAAACGCCUCAGAUUUGGGGAAAAGACCCAUCUUUGUAUGAAUCCUCCUGCCACACAGCAGACGACCAAUAUAACCUGAAAAUAACUGCCCUACCCUAUCUACACUUAACUUCCUACGUCUGUCUUUUAUGCCCUGUAAUGAACUCUCAAUGUAAUCCAGGAGAGCAUUGGAAGGCAGUGGAAGGAGUUCCUGGACUACAAUGAGAUGAUCGGCUUCAUGUUCCACGUAAUUCUCCUCACCCUACCUGUGACUCACCAAGAUGGUCCGCUGGACUCGGUCUGAGCGAGCUUUCAUCUGCUUUCAGGAGCACGCCAAGAGGAACGACAAGAGUGCCAAGGAUAGCUACUCGGUGUGA
This is a messenger RNA of Spirodela intermedia, 3151 nucleotides long. Lineage: Eukaryota; Viridiplantae; Streptophyta; Magnoliopsida; Alismatales; Araceae. The record is from the annotation of a GenBank genome assembly.